CUGCUCGGGGGUCGGAAAGCACCGCGGUGUAACGGAACGUGGCAUUUCUACAAGGGGGGGCCGGGCGGAGAAACUGGAGGCUCCGAACCCCACAUCCACACGUCUCCCUCCGGAGAACCUGCGGAGAGUCCCCGGAGCUCAGUGAAUGUCCGAAAGCAGCAAUAUUGUCAGAAGGAUGUUCGGUGGAGGUCCUGCCCCGGGGCCCUCCUUGGUGGUUCAUCCGCCCAUGCACAGUGCCACUUCCCACACAACCAGCGAGUCGGCCUGUGACGUGUAGGAUCGGCGGCGUGGCCACGGUUGCUGCGUGCCGGGCUGUCGGCUGCUGCGUGUCGGACUCCCCCGCUGGAGCUCUCCCUGUGGCUCGGCCCAGUCGGUCGUCAUGAAUAAGGAAAUCAUGUCACGUGUGGUGAAGAAGAGGCAGGCAGACCCCAAGGUGGUCCAGUAUGUGUGGGCGUCCAUUGAGGUCAUCCGCAACCAGAAACAAAUCGCAAAUAUGGACAGGAUCUCCAAGUACCUGAGUCGUGUUUAUAGUAUGCACCCUAAGGAGACAGCCAGACAGCUGAGCCUGGCGGUUAAGGACGGCCUGGUGGUCGAGACCCUCACGGUUGGUUGCAAGGGCUCAAAAGCCGGCAUUGAGCAGGAAGGCUACUGGCUACCGGGGGAGGAAAUGCCAAGUCAAUUCCCAAUGAAUCAGCCGGAGCCGAAAGCCGAGGGAAGCAAGGACUGGGAGGCAGAAAGCCACGACUGGUACUGCUUCGAGUGUCACCUACCGGGCGACAUCCUCACGUGUGACAACUGCUUCCGAGUCUAUCAUCUCAAGUGUCUGUCGGACGAGUGCAAGCCCAGAGAUGGAGGAUCUCACUGGCAGUGCGUCGCCUGCAGGGGCAGUAAAAAGAAGAACCUGAACAAACAGGACAUGUGUAAAUACCUGCGUUUCAUCGUCCAGCGUAUGAAGGAGCGGGCAGUGGACCUGAACAAGAAAGGCAAAGACAUUAAACAUCCCAUGUACAGACGGCUGAUCCACACUGCACUGGACGUGUCCAACAUCCAAGAGAACCUGUCUGAGGGAAAGUAUAAGAACUUUGAUGAGUUCAAAGCAGACGCUCAGCUGAUUGUUCACAACACUUCCAUCUUGUAUGGAGUUCACAGCGACCAGGCAGAGAUCGCCCGGUUGCUCUUCAGCGACACAUGUCACGAGUUGAACGAGUUGUUGUUGUGUAAGAACUGCUUCUACCUGUCGAACGCCCGGCCCGACAACUGGUUCUGUUACCCCUGUAGCCCCAGUCAUGACCUGGUCUGGGCGAAGAUGAAGGGUUUUGGCUACUGGCCGGCCAAAGUCCUGCAGCGGGAGGACAACCAGGUGGACGUGCGCUUCUUCGGACACCAGCACCAGAGAGCCUGGAUUCCUGCAGACAACAUACAGGACAUCAAGGUGAGUGUCCAGCAGCUGCAGGUGAAGCGCAGCAGUGGUUGGAAGAAGGCUUGCGAGGAGCUUGAGGUCUACCAGCGUUUCCUGAGGGAGGGACGCUACUGGAAAACAAAGAUGGAGGAAAGCAGCCUGCCGCACCAUCAACAGAGCCAGAGCCAGCAGCAGCAGCCACUGCAGGAAGUGGAGGAGGAGGAAGAGGACGAUGUGGUGGAGGAGGAGGAAGAGGAGGAGGGUGGUGGUGGUGGUGGUGGUGGCGCUGGUGGAGCCGCGAGACCAGACAGACCAGACAGACCAGACAGACCACAGCGGACAGACGAAGCCGAGUCGAGCAUCUCGUCCACGAGCAACGAGCAGGUCCGACAUCUCAAGGGCAGUCAGGAGCCCAAGGCGAAGAAGAGUCGUCGGUCUCAAAUGGUUGAGCCCAAAGAGGAAGCCAGUGUAAGUUUGUUUGUCAACAAUCCAACGGACCCGGAGCCCGAGAUGGAGGCGGUGAGCUCCAGCCAGGAGAUCCCCGUGUCCUCGGCGCCGCAGCAGCCGGAGAAGCUGUCGGUGUCGACUCAGACCAAGAAGGCCAGCGGGGGGUCGCCGCGCACUCUGCACCGCGGCACCCAGACCAGCAGCGACGGCGCCUGCCAGAACAUGUGCCACGAGAAAUACACCAAGGUCUUCAACGACGUGAAGGAGAUGAUGAAGGCCGACAACAAGAGGGAAACGGAGAGGGUCGUCCGAGAAGCUCUGGAAAAGCUCCGUGCAGAGAUGGAGGAGGAGAAGCGUCAGGCGGUGACGAAGGCGGUGGCCGGAUCUCAAGCGGAGAUGGAGAGGAAGUGUAAGCAGGUGAAGGAGAAGUGUAAAGAGGAGCUGGUGGAGGAGGUGAAGAAGCUGGUGGCCCAACACAAACAGCUCAUCUCCCAGACCAAGAAGAAACAGUGGUGUUACAACUGUGAGGAGGAGGCCAUGUACCACUGCUGCUGGAACACCUCGUACUGCUCCAUCAAGUGUCAGCAGGAGCACUGGCACGCCGACCACAAACGAACCUGCCGCCGGAAGAGAUGAGCGACCAAGCCCCGCCCUCUCUGAACCCCCCCCACAGCUCGCCAAUGGCUCUCGCCCCCUCUGUCGCCUGUCAGUCAGUGUCUACAACACACACACACACAACCCCCCCCCUUCCUGCUUCUCUACUUGCCUUCCUGAAAACUUUGUGGACCCGAGUCUUUGCUUGGGACGAGCUUCUGUUUGUGUUAUUUAAUGUUCCCGUCGUGUUGAUUCCUCUGAACCACGAACAGUUCGAGUCCUCGUCCGACUUUUAAGUUUCUCUUUUUGAGUUUUUAUUCUUUUACUUUUACUGAAGUGCUAAUUUUGAGCUUGUGUCAGAGAAUGUGUUAUUUAAGUGUGUAGUAACAGAUGAGCAUUAACAGAAGACAUUUUAUUACCUGAAUUUUUUAAGAGUCAUUUUUCUUACUGUAAAUGCAGCAAAUACACCCUGUCGUCCCCCCCCCCCCUGUAAGUACUACCGCUGCAUUGAACGAGUUCUGCUUUCAUAGAGAAAACGACAAGAAGCUUUGUGAGGUCACGAAGUUUCUCUUUUCACUUUUCACGAGGCGCUUGUGGUGAAAAGCACCUUUUAUCAUUUCUACCUAAAAUCAAGGCUUAUUGGAAACAGGGUCACGAGUUCGGCUUGAAAAGACGCCGACAAAAAUAUCUUCCAUGUAUUAUUAUUGAUAUUAUAAUUAAUAUUAUGCAAUUUUUCCUUCUUUUUUUUUUAACAGACACAUUUUAAUGAGUCAGGUAUUAAAAUUAAAAUGUGAAAAAUCAUUUAUUGGCGUUGCUCUAAAUUGGGAAAAUGUAGAACAAUCUUUCUUGAGCUGGAUCUUAGAGAGGUUCCAUGAUUUGACCGUUUUUGCACAUUUCAUUUUGUUAACAGCCCAAAUACGUGUAACACCCCCCCCCCCCCCGUCCCGGCUUUGCUUUGUAUAGUUUUCCGAGCGUCGUAAGUGUAAUUUUUAUAAUAUGAUAAACACUCGAAAUGCAUCUUCUUUCCUUUUGUUAACCUGACGUGUGAGUGAAGCUCCGAGGCUCUUUCCCUGCUCGUGCUGUGGUCGGUGCCGGUUUCUCUUCUUCGUGCAUGUUGAUGGUUCCAUCGUCUUUUUUUCAUUCAUCGCGGUAAAAGAAAACAACAAAUAAAAAAAUGAAGAAGACGGAUGGACCAAUAUAAAACAUUAUGCAAAUGUGAAUGAUCAAAUCAAUCUUUUCUAUUCUUCUCCCUGAGAUGGAGGUCGGUUGUUUCUACCUUUUGGUGCUUGGAUAUUUUUUUUUUUUCCCUUCCUCAAUGCGGCAAUCAAAUUGCCAGGUUUUGAUUUUUAGAAGUGUGACACUUUUAAAGUUUGACUGUUUCCUCAGUUAUGAAGAUUGACUGAACGGAGGAAAGAUAAUUCAGCUUCUCUGUACAGAUCCUUUUCUUUUUUCUAAAACCGCUCUGGUUUGUGCUUCUGGUUGUGUGUUCACAUCGGUUGUGUGGUAAAUGAAAAGUGAACUCUCAGUCCAGGUGGUCUACUUGUGCCGUGUGCCCGUUCUAUAGCACAUGCUAACUGUACGUUAUGAUCUAUAUAUUGAUGUUGCUUUUCAUUCUGUACCAACAGGAAAUCAAAAUGCUCAAUAAAUCCUGGUUUCACAGAUGCAGAAAGUUAAAGUCUAAGUCCAAAGUCGAAUUAUAGCAGCGCGGGUGAAGCCCUGGCUCUGAAAUCCAGAAAAUAGGGUUUGAUAUUAAAGUAAGAGAAUAUUGAAUUAUGGGUUGCAUGGCGACGAUGGACAAGUCCAGCCACCGUCUCAGUUACACAACUACACAACUUCAAUGAUGGGAUAUUUCAAGCAGCAGAUUUCCAAGGUGUGUGGAGUGUUGGGUUGAAUAACCGACAACGUGUGUGUUGAUGAACAAACACGUUUUAUUGAAGUGAAGCCCUGAUAUGAUUCUGCAGGUUUUGGAAACACAGAACUCUUUAAAGUAUUCGAGCGAACAAUGUGAUUAUUAUUAUGAUUUCUAAACCUUGUCUUUGUUUUGAAAAUGUUUCGAGCGCAUCACUCUAACAUGUCACCCGUCGUCGUACCGCUCUGCCACCGUGUCACUUCAUCUCAUGUUUUAUCACAGUUCUCCUCCGAGUUUCGGCAUCAAACGUUGUCUCUUCGUCAUCAUUGCACUACAUGUAAAUAAAAUGUCUCCCGUCACAUGAUAUGUACAUUGUAAAUGAAUUCACAAAUAUUGGAUUUCAGCUGUUCUCUUCUGGAUGACUGUUAGUUUUAGUUUUGUACAAUGUACAACCGUAAUCAUGUUGAACUCUGUGGCCACAUCGCGGAGCUGUCUGUGUUUCAGUUUCUCUUUUUCUUUAUCACGUCAAAACACCGUGAACCACACUGCACCUUCCACGUAUCCCAGUGAUUCAACGUGUGGGUUUUUAACACACUGUUGGAAACCUACUCAUAAGUGCAUGACACAUCUCACGUGACUCUUCUCUUUUACUGUUUUUAUAUUCGUCCAUCCAGCCGUGAAGAUUUCAGUGAAUUUAGUUUGUUUUCCGCUAUGUGGAAAAGAAAAUUGAUGUCAUUCCAGUUUGUAUCUCUGGUUUUUAAACUGCAUGAGUAAAGGUGUGUAUCUGUGGCUCCUUAUUCUGUUUCCCUUGUGUAAAGAAGAGAUUUUUGCACUUCCUCAGAGUAAUGCAAUAUGACAAUGAUGUUUUUUUUUCAUUUUUUGGGAAAUUCACUUAAGCUAAAUCACAUUUUCAAAUCAGUAAAUCCACGACACGGUCGACCAGACCCAGACUUUUCACUGUUUCUAUUCCCUAAGUACGUGAUAUGGUGUGAGUACUAUAUGAAAUCCUGCUUAUACUUUCAGAGUAUAGUUACUUUUUAACUGGAAUAAUUCUAGUUAAAAAUUGGUUUGUCCUCAUCUCCUGGAGAUCAUUAUCUUCUGUUCUGUCCAUAUGUACACUAUUAAUCGUGGCUUAACAUUUUCUAUGCUCCUGAUAUUUCUUUUUUGAUGCUGUAGCCAGCAAUAUGUAUAUAAAUAUAUUCUAUGUGCUAACAUGGAGGAAAUAAAUGUAUCAAAAAUG
Messenger RNA from Pleuronectes platessa (European plaice), 5529 nucleotides. RefSeq names its product zinc finger, MYND-type containing 11 (gene zmynd11). Gene Ontology annotation, biological process: regulation of transcription elongation by RNA polymerase II. Bases 380 to 2482 code for a protein of 700 amino acids. Gene Ontology annotation, molecular function: protein binding; DNA binding; transcription corepressor activity. The record is from RefSeq and is a predicted model, not a curated record. The transcript is spliced from 16 exons. Lineage: Eukaryota; Metazoa; Chordata; Actinopteri; Pleuronectiformes; Pleuronectidae.